AUGAAAGAAUACAUCUCUCCUCCGCCUCUCAAAAGACAGAGGCUUACACAGCCGGUGGAUAAAGCCGAGAUCCCGACUACAGACUUUACGCCCAUCAGCCCACCGACACCAGGCGCAUUGCGCAUAUUUUCUUGGAAUAUCAACGGGAUAGAACCCUUUGUUCAGCCAUACCUCCAGAAAAGCAUCAAAUCGUUCUUUAAACCAGCAACCAAUACAGUCAAGCGUAAAAGGCCGCGAGACACUGGUAGUGUUACGAGUGAUGGCGAGAACGAUGAGGCUGGAGGAUGGAGCAAAGGCGACAGAGAAGAUCCUGCCAAAGAAGGGCCGGCGUCUCUACGAUUAGUUCUUGGACGAUAUGGAUGGCCUCAAAUCUUCUGUCUUCAAGAGGUCAAAGUCAAGCCGGGUGAUUCAAAGACCAUGGAAGCGAUUCGCCAGGCUGUGAAUGAUCCAAUUGGGUCUAACUACGAGCCGGUGCAGUCUGGGAAAAGUACCACUGCAUCACUUUCCGACGGUGGUCCCGAGUACAAAGUCGAGUUCAACCUACCAGCAGACCCCUAUAACGCCAAGGGAUUUGGAGGCAAGGUCUAUGGUGUUGCUACGAUCGUGAGAAGGGACUUUAUGGCAGAAGCAGUGCAAGAAAUUAGAGAGGUACCCUGGGACAGAGAAGGACGGAUCCAGAUUAUUGAAACCAAGGAACUCUCCUUGCCGCUGGGGCUACUCUCUGAACCGCUUCCAACAUGUGCCGAUUCUGAUGACGACAAAGAAGCAGAGGAACUGGCCAAGUCCAAGUUUGCCAUUAUCAACAUCUAUGCCGUCAACGGGACUACGAAUCCCUAUCGAUCUACUCAUACCGGCGAACAAGUAGGAACGCGUCACGAUCGCAAACUAGCCGUACACUCGGAGAUUCUCAUUGAAGCCAAGACUCUAGAGGCCAAGGGAUUCCACGUCAUCAUUGCUGGCGAUUUAAAUGUAGCAUGUACCAAGCUGGACGGACACCCGAAGCUCCGAACCACGCCAUAUCAGCAUGUGCUCAACAGAAGGGAUUUCGUCCAAAAGUUCUUCCUGGGUCAAGACCUAGACAUGGCCCCGUCCAAAGCAGCUUAUAAUGGUUAUGAAAAGAGACUAUCCCAGGCCGGGGAUAUCCAGAGCUUCAGUGGAGUCGACACCUUUAGGAAUAGGCACAUCUUUAAGCAGAGAUUCAGCUACCACCCACGCGGUGUGCCAUGGGGUUCAACCUGUGAUAGAGUCGACUUGAUUAUUACCUCACAAUCUCUCGAGGACAACAUUUUGGACUCAGGCAUUUAUGAUAGCCCGAGGGAUCGAGGUCCAAGCGAUCACUGUCCGAUCUGGGUAGAAAUUGGAAGUCGUAUGAAGUCUAGGAGGGACACAAGUGAAGUGUAA
This is a messenger RNA of Pestalotiopsis fici W106-1, 1401 nucleotides long. RefSeq lists its product as uncharacterized. Gene Ontology annotation, molecular function: double-stranded DNA 3'-5' DNA exonuclease activity; phosphoric diester hydrolase activity; DNA-(apurinic or apyrimidinic site) endonuclease activity. Lineage: Eukaryota; Fungi; Ascomycota; Sordariomycetes; Amphisphaeriales; Sporocadaceae. The record is from RefSeq and is a predicted model, not a curated record. The transcript has a single exon. Bases 1 to 1401 code for a protein of 466 amino acids. Gene Ontology annotation, biological process: base-excision repair. Gene Ontology annotation, cellular component: nucleus.